CACUUCCGGGUCCACCAUCUUGUUGCCUCCAUUUCUCCACGAGGGGGGGUUAAAGGCCCCCAAAAUAUGCAUAUAUGAAAAGGCCAAAAAGUAACCGUCAGUGACAGGGAGUCUUAACUAGAGAAGGAAACGGGACCAAACUGGCGGGCUCGGUGGAAGCGCGGCCAGCAGCGCCCCGGACGAGGAGAAAGACAACGUUGCUGUCUGGCACAGGAGGAGUGGUGAUGGAGGGGAAACGAGGACUCUUAAUUAUGUCUUUGGUGGACUUGGGGAAGAGGUUACUAGAAGCAGCAAGAAAAGGCCAAGAUGAUGAAGUGAGAGCAUUGAUGGCAAAUGGCGCCCCAUUCACCACAGACUGGCUUGGAACAUCACCCCUCCACCUUGCAGCCCAGUAUGGUCAUUAUUCCACAGCAGAAGUGCUCCUACGAGCAGGCGUUAGCAGGGAUGCCCGGACCAAAGUGGACAGGACCCCCUUGCACAUGGCUGCGGCUGACGGACAUGCACACAUCGUGGAACUGCUUGUUAGGAACGGUGCAGAUGUGAAUGCCAAGGACAUGCUGAAGAUGACAGCUUUACAUUGGGCCACAGAGCACCACCAUCGGGAUGUUGUGGAGCUGCUUAUCAAGUAUGGAGCUGAUGUGCAUGCUUUCAGCAAGUUUGAUAAAUCUGCCUUUGACAUAGCCCUGGAGAAAAAGAAUGCUGAGAUUCUGGUCAUCCUUCAGGAAGCAAUGCAGAAUCAGGUAAAUGCGAAUCCUGAGAGAGCCAACCCCGUGACUGUGGCCACCCCAUUCAUCUUCACAUCCGGAGAAGUUGUCAACCUUGCCAGCCUUGUUUCUUCAGCCAGUACCAAAACAACCUCAGCUAAUGCAGAGGAAAUCAUAGAGGGAAAUUCCGCUGACUCAUCAAUCCAGCAAGUGGUGGGGAGCGGAAGCCAAAGGGUCAUCACCAUUGUGACUGAUGGAGUCCCUCUGGGUAAUAUCCAGACUGCAGUCCCUCCGGGAAGCCUCGGCCAGCCAUUCAUUGUAACUGUGCAAGAUGGACAGCAAGUUCUAACUGUACCUGCUGGUCAGGUUGCAGAAGAGACUGUAAUUGAAGAAGAAGAGGAUGAAGAGGCAGAGAAGUUGCAGCUAACUAAGAGGCCGAGGACAGAGGGGACAGCAAACAGUGCGGAGGAAAGCAAGGAGGGCGCUGAGCGACAGCUCCUUCAGCGGCAGCUCCAGGAGGCCAAUCGCAGAGCUCAGGAGUACCGACACCAGCUCCUGCGGAAGGAGCAGGAGGCCGAGCAGUACCGCCUCCGGCUAGAGGCCCUGGCCCGGCAGCAGCCCGACGGAGUUGACUUCACCAUGGUCGAAGAGGUGACGGCAGUCGAUGCUGUCGUAGUCACAGAGGGAGAGACAGAAGUGACCAGGGCAGGAAGGACGACAGAGCCUCAUCCUGGAGUUUCCAUGGAAACUGUGUCAUCUUAACAUGCAAGGGCCACAACAUGUACUACGUCUGUCUUUUCCCUUUUUUAAAAAGAAAAUACAGAGGACACACAGUGUACAAAAAUUAAGAAUGUCCUAAAGAAGAAAACCAUAGUGGGAUCUAGUGCUCGGACUCAGGAGGGCUUGCUAUGCACCUGGAAAAUUCAAACACAUUUAGAGGAGCACUUCUUCUGAGGGACCAAAAGAGUAAGGACCAAAUUUCCAGCUCCCAUCAUUGCUUUAAGCUUCGAGAUAAAGGAGUGCUGGAUAUUGUGGGUUGAUUGUUUUUUAAAUAACUGACUUUCCAGCAGAAGAUUUUAAGGUAACAUUCCUAGUGUGAACGCACACAGGGCCUUUAAUAACUGUACCAUCAAGUGACCUUAUAACCUGCCUUAUAUUUACACGUACCUGGUAGAGAAGACAACUACCUGGGAGGGGUUAGGAGCAAGCGCUGGGAAGAGGAGGAAAUCUGUCCCACUCCCGAAGAGCAGACCGUCCCCUCCGUCCCGAGGCCACUUCACUGGAAAGGAACUGGCAGUUGCCUCACUAACCCUGCAUCCAUCAUGUGUCCAUAGUUCAGAUGCCAGUUUAAGAAACUUAAGUGGAAUAUUUAAAAACGGAAAGGAAAGAAAACGUGUUUCUGUGGGAGAAGUGUGUGUCCGUCCAGAAUCCUCCGGGCUGUGCUUCCCAGCGCUGGCAGGGGCCAGAGAGAGCUGGUGCGGUUAUGAAGCCACCUGGUCUCGAGAUACACACUUUGCUCUGGCUGGAUUUCAGAGAAUCACCGUCAGGAUGGUCAUCUGUUGCUAGAACAACUUGCUUCCAAACAUUUAUUUAUCUAAUAUCAUGGUUUAAUAUCAACUUUUUCAUUUUGUAAAAUUUUGUUGGGUUUUCUAAGUGUGCCUUUCUGUGGAGUUCACGUGGCAGCCUCUUCACUGCAAAAAAGGAAGUCAGCGGAGAGGUGGAUGCUGAAGGGGUUGGUGGAAUUUUGUUUCUGUUUCACUUCUGAUGAAUAACGUGUUCUGCUUCCCGAAGGUCGAGCCCGCACAGGGCUGGUGUGCUUUUCAGUGCUCAGUGUGCAUGUGGCAAAGGGAGUGAAAACGGGCCGUGCCAUGGAGUAAGGAACCGCGAGUUUCAGCCUGAGAACUUUGUCCGACUCCCCUCUCUACCGCUAUCCUGCUCCCGCUGCCUGCAUGCUAUAGGAAAGUGGUUCAUUACUGGGUUUCCUUUGUGUGCCAGUUUGGAGGCUUGUUUUUUUUCCCCUCCCAAAAGAAAGGCCGGGGGGGGGGGGAGGAUGGCUGGAGAGAGAGAGACAGGUUGUGGAGAGGUUAUAUUACAGAAGUUACUGCUUUUGAAAUUGGGCCCCCAUCAUUCUCGACCUGCUUGCUUGCUUUAUUGUAAAUUAGAAGAAACCAGAGGGAGAUAUGCCAAGUAAACAUUUGAAUGACUGUUUAGAAUACGAUUUUCUUAAUUAGCAAUCAUGGGGAAAACAUACAUUUUUAAUUUGGGAUAAAACUUGACAGUUAACAUGGCUCUAUUUACCUUGAUUAGUGAAGUAAUUUGCUGCAGUUUUCCAGAGGUGCAGAAUCACUUGGGGCUCAAAAUAGGUGGAAAACGUAACUCCCCAAACCAGAUUUAGCAAACAGAAUUGGCUAUUAGAGGCUUAUGGGCAAAAAUACCAGUUUUGAAAUAAAUCUUGGCUUUGGCCACCAUGACUGGGUUUUCUCCAGAGACUCAGGGUCUGGAGGACGGUGGAGUGAGUGCAGUGGGGGAGCGCAGGUCAGGGGGAGGGUGAAAUGGUGCCAUCUGCUGUCACAUCAUCCUUUUUUCUUAUUUUUCUUUUUUUCUUUUUUUUUGCUCCUGAUGCUUUUCUUUUCCCUGAGCCCCCUUGUGAACCAGGUGCUAACAAUAAGCUGCUAUUGUGUGCUUUCGCAGAGCCUCAGCUUAGCCACAGGGAUGGAGGGAGCAAGGAUCAUUUCAGAUUUGCUGUGUGGAUGUUAACUUGUGUAUAUAUUGACUUUAAUUCCUUCCCCCGCCUUUCCUGUGAAGGGGGUGGAAGUUAACUCUGCAGAAGAUAUCAAGGCCCAGCCUCCUCACCCCCUGGGGUAGCCUCUGAAUUGGGGGCAGGAGUUGCCGUCCAACACUGCCCGGGGACCCUAGAGUCCUUACUGCUUUGGUUUAGAAAUUCUUACUAUUCUCUUUCUGUAGGAGGCAGUCAUUCUCACCUAGAAAAAUCUUUAAUACAGUCCAAGUCAUUUUUGAUGGUGAGGUCUCUGAGAUAGGGAGUUGGGAUAGGGAAAGAGAAAAGAGAAAUGUCUGGAAAGGGGUGGGUAGCAAAAAGGUAUUUGUUGUUAUUUACUUGAAAUACACCUUCUGGUAUUCCAAGGAAAGGAAAUAAGAUUUGAUCUCCAAUUGUAUUGCCUUGGAGAGAAUGGUAGGUCAGGAUCACGAGGUAGUAAGAAGUUAAAUAUUAAAUGCAUUUAUGGCAAUGCCAUUUUAUGAUUUUGCAUAUCUUUCUGGAUCAGCAAUGGAUGUUGGGAAAAUGUAGCUAGAUCCUCUGGGUUGGUGGAUUCAACUGGUUUAUUGGCAAAACUGGAUUACGGAGAAUCAAAUAACAUUCAGGCAGUUCAAAGUUAGUACUUAAGCGGAGAAACCUGGAACCCAGGAUGAUAUCUUACCUUAAAAUAAACUUGCUUUAACAGUAUCAGUAUUAAUAUAUGAAUUGUAGACUCGACAGUUGAUUUUGGUCUUAAGCCUUCCCCCAAAAGAGAGAAAGAAAGAAAUCUUAAUAUUUCUGUUCUUGCUUCUGGCUUCAGGGAAAUUACUUAUAAAUAUAUAAACACUUCCUAUCACUACCUCUGUGGGAUCUCUUAAUUGUAAUGUCGGAGUUGAAGUCUCCUAAUGGAAAUACGGGAGAACUUGACUUUAGAAUUCCUAUGUUUUGAACCCAGUGCCUUAAAAGAUGUUUUUUCCUCUCUGUCAGAGCCAUGUGUAGUUAUUUUUGGCAUUGCCUUUCCCCCUUCAGCCUUACCAUUGAAUUAUUAACAUUUUUGUGUCUGCUCAGUAGUGUUAGAAAUCUAUGGCAUACAAAAUGACUUCUUUUCUUUAUGUUGAUGUAAAAGAAAUGAAUUUACCAGAGGGCUCUGUGACCAAGGCCUUUUAAAAACCCUUUUGUCGGGUGUGUAUUUGUGUGUAUGUUUCUAAAUACACACGGAUUUUUCCCACUUUUCUCUUUAUUUGAGGCUCCACUCUAAAGUACCUGGGAUAACCUGGAAAUACUUUCAUUUCAUUAAACACAUUAGAGAGGGUUUCUGCGGCUUUGCGAAAGCGGCGGAAGAAGGAAGGGCCUUACUUGGACCCUUCUCUGCGAGAUGCUCAGGCAGGGACAAUGAGAAAUCCUAGGACCAAAGCCCCAGGGAGAACCAGUCUCUGGCUUUACAGAGAUUUGUUUGGCCUGUGGUGUGAGGACACUGUGUGGGCUGAAAGGUGCUGGCCAGUGCCAGGUAGGGGCGGGGCUGCCCUUCUGAGGAGCCGGCCCCCUUGUCUGCUCCUGGGGCAGCAGGUAGGCGUUUUGAC
This is a messenger RNA of Suricata suricatta (meerkat), 5036 nucleotides long. It is a transcript of the gene GABPB2, whose product is annotated as GA binding protein transcription factor subunit beta 2. Gene Ontology annotation, biological process: positive regulation of transcription by RNA polymerase II. Gene Ontology annotation, cellular component: nucleus. The transcript is spliced from 9 exons. Gene Ontology annotation, molecular function: transcription cis-regulatory region binding; protein binding. The record is from RefSeq and is a predicted model, not a curated record. The coding region runs from base 225 to 1466 and encodes 413 amino acids. Lineage: Eukaryota; Metazoa; Chordata; Mammalia; Carnivora; Herpestidae.